GAACCACGCCGACAGACCUAUCGAAGAUGAAUCGAGCAAGAGGCGCUUCAGUGAUAUCUCGAUUUUUCUCAAAUAUCCAUCAUAAUCCUGCUCGAUCGGUGCAUAUCCUCAACAGCAAUAAUGUGCUGAAUUCAUGUGGCCUUGGGAGGACCGGGCGAAUUGGUGCGGCCACGCCACUUCAACAAUGGGUCCGUCUCAUGUCUAUCAUCUCCAGCAAUUUUCCAGACACAAAACUUUCAGACAUCACUCUGCCACAAUAUGUGAUGGGAGAUUUUGACAAAUAUGGAGAUCUUGUAGCAUUGGUUGAUGGACCAUCGGGACGCUCAUAUAAAUUCUCCCAGAUCCCUCAGCUUGUGAAGAACGUUGGCAGUGCCUUUACGAGACUCGGCUUAAAGAAGGGAGACGUGGUUUGCCUCUACCUGCCUAAUCUACCCGAGUACCCAAUCACACUUUUGGGGGUGACCAAUAUCGGAGGGAUAGCAACAACUGCAAAUCCUGCCUACACAGCUGAUGAGCUGUUGUAUCAACUACGAGACUCCACAGCCAAGUACCUCGUCACAGUCGGACCAAUUCUUGAGGCAGCCAAGGCAGCUGCCGAGGAGUAUGGAAAACUAGAAGAUAUCUAUGUAAUUGGCGGUGGUGGCGAAGGAUGUAAAGACUUUGCUGAUCUGAUGAAGGACGAUGGAUCUGCAUUCCCACAUGACAUGGAGGUGGACAUAGACGACGUGGCUGUGCUUCCGUAUUCCAGCGGUACAACAGGGCUACCAAAAGGUGUCGAGUUGACGCACAGGAAUCUAGUUCAGAACAUGCAAAUGGCAAAUGCUGAGCGGGAACUGAUUUACUCUUCCACGGAGGAUACCUCCAUCUCCGUCCUGCCGUUCUUUCACAUCUAUGGCAUGAUGCCCGUCAUGUCGCUUCUCUUACGCAAUGGUACCAAGCUGGUCACCAUGCCCAAGUUUGAUCCAGAGGAGUAUCUCUCGUUGAUACAGCAAUAUAAAGCCUCAUUUCUCUGCAUCGUACCACCCAUUGCCUUAUUCUUAGCCAAACAUCCCGUCGUGGAGAAAUUUGAUCUGAGUAGUGUCAGGGAUGUCAUCUGUGCAGCAGCCCCCCUCAGUGAGGCAAUGGAGGCUGCCCUGGUGCAGAGGAUUGGCAAAAUUGUAAGGCAAGGUUACGGCCUGACCGAGACCUCGCCAGUCUCCCACUUGUGUCCACUUGACCACAAGGGCAAGACUGGUUCUAUUGGACUGCUCUUGCCAAACUCAAAAGCUAAGAUUGUUGAUGUUGAGACCCGUGAGGAGCUUGGAUUGAACCAGGAUGGUGAACUCGUGCUCGCUGGACCACAUAUCAUGAAGGGUUACCAUGGUAAUCAGGAAGCCACUGACCAUUGUAUCAAAGAUGGAUGGUUCUUCACUGGUGACAUCGGGCAUGUGGAUGCAGAUGGUUACUUCUACGUUGUUGACAGACUCAAGGAAUUAAUCAAAUACAAAGGAUUUCAGGUUCCCCCAGCAGAGUUGGAAGGUCUGUUGUUGACUCAUCCGAGUAUCGCUGAUGCUGCUGUCAUUGGAGUGGCUGAUGAAUCAGCGGGAGAACUCCCAAAGGCGUUCGUCGUGCUUAAACCUAACAGUGAUACCACUGAGGAGGACAUUGUCAAAUUUGUUGAAGAGAGAGUAGCGUACUACAAGCAACUGAGGGGGGGCGUAGAGUUCUUGACAGAUAUUCCUAAGGCAGCAAGUGGAAAGAUCCUGCGAAGGAUUCUGAGAGCAAGGUCAUCGUAGGACAGGCUGAUGUCUCAGUAAUAUUUCAAUUGGUGUGUGAAACUGUGAGUUGCUCAGGUUUAUAGGUCGUGGCUCAUGGGGAAGUGUGCCCAUAUUAUAUAAUCUAGUUGACAUGGGAUCAGAGGACAGGGGUUUGAUGUUUCCUGUUAAGGAGUGUAAAGUGUGAUGGGUUGUACUUGUGAACUUGUCAAUGUCCUAGGUCUUGAUGAAGUUUUGAAGGGUUAAUAAAGCAAUAGCCCAUGCUUGUCAUACGUCAGUGUGGAAGGUGUUUUCAUUGGCUUAUUCUCCCGAAGGGGAACCUCAUAUUUCUAAGGCAGCAAAUAGAGUUUGGAUUGGUUUCAUUUCAGAUUCGAGGUUUGAUCGCUAUGUUUUUUGUAUUGUUUUAUGAUUUUGUUGGGGAAAAGCUCUAGGAGAGAUCUUGUGCUAACCACCGCUGAUACAAGUGAGUGGAACCUCGCUCAGCAAACACAUCACAUACCAGGAAACUCUCUCUAUUAGGGAGAAUUGUUUUGGUCUUAAAUGGGUUUUUUCUCUGCAGUUUGACCUCUGUAAAUGUAACAUGUGUAAUCAGGUUGCCUCCCUGUUGAGGACAGCAUUUAUCAGUUUCCUUAAAAGAGAGGUUACAGCAGUAAGCGUUGUGUCGUUACUAACUGGCAAUAACAAUGCCAAAGCAUAAUCAUAACUGUUGUUGAGACUAGACCACAUCUUGCCUUUAACAGUAGGCCACCUCUUGCCUUUAAAAGUAGGCCACCUCUUGCCUUUAAAAGUAGGCCACCUCUUGCCUUUAAAAGUAGGCCACCUCUUGCCUUUAAAUGUAGGCCACCUCUUGCCUUUAAAAGUAGGCCCCCUCUUGCCUUUAAAAGUAGGCCACCUCUUGCCUUUAAAAGUAGGCCACCUCUUGCCUUUAAAUGUAGGCCACCUCUUGCCUUUAAAAGUAGGCCCCCUCUUGCCUUUAAAAGUAGGCCACCUCUUGCCUUUAAAAGUAGGCCACCUCUUGCCUUUAAAAGUAAACUUGGGAGCCAACAGAUUGUAAUCUUCAUGUGAUCAUGAUCAAGAUGUCUUUAAAAUCCUUUAAUGGUAGCAUUCAUUUUGUUUUGUUGGUGUCAGAGUCUAGGUGACACGAUGCCAUAAAAACAGUUCCGUUUCCAAAAUAAAGGAUUUAAAGAACCUCUGCGACAUGUUCUCGCAGAGAUUUUGCUCAAUGUGUUAUUGACUCUGCAGACAAUUAUCAUUUUUCUUAUAUUUAUUCUCUUGUCUUGAAAAAUCUCCAUUGUCAAGAGCAUUCUUUAGAUCCUGAAUAGGAUCUCGACCUUUUGGAUGGGUCAUUAUCAUAUCCCUGAACGAAUUUUGGCAGCAGCUCAAUUUCAGAAUAUUCUAAUCAGAUAUUUGUACAGAAAUCUACCUCAAUUUUCAUUACUUCAUAUCAGUUUUAUGUAUUUUGUAUGUGAGUGUGAGUAGGAAGAUCAGGGACAUGAUGGUUGAAGCGUCGGGUUCAUACAUGUAAUCAGGAUGUUGUGGGUUCGACUCUGAGAAGGAUCAUCAAUGUUUUGUAUUUGUGUUGUUGAGCAAGGCACUUACCCUCACUUGCUUCUCUCCAACCAGGAUUACUGUUAAAUGGAUUCCCAGCUCGCUGUUAAAAUAUCUGUAUAUAGAUAUAUAUGUAUACAUGUAGGAAAUGUCAUUGCUCAAUGAUUUAUUUAGAAUAAUUUGAUUGUACACUUUUAUACAUGUCUUCAGUAUUAUAAUGAUCAUGUUUUGAUGAAUAUUACAAAUAUACU
Lineus longissimus is the source of this 3553-nucleotide messenger RNA. RefSeq lists its product as uncharacterized. NCBI's taxonomy places the organism in Eukaryota, Metazoa, Nemertea, Pilidiophora, Heteronemertea, Lineidae. The coding region runs from base 27 to 1775 and encodes 582 amino acids. The transcript has 12 exons. The record is from RefSeq and is a predicted model, not a curated record. Gene Ontology annotation, molecular function: CoA-ligase activity.